Messenger RNA from Paramuricea clavata, 1614 nucleotides. Lineage: Eukaryota; Metazoa; Cnidaria; Anthozoa; Malacalcyonacea; Plexauridae. The record is from the annotation of a GenBank genome assembly.
AUGGCUUGCUGCCCGACCGAAGAGAAAUAUGGCUACGAAGACUGUCGAUUUAAGAAAGAUGUCGACGAAAAUUUUCAUUGUUCUAUCUGCUACAAUGUUCUUAAAGAACCAAGGACGUGUAGGAAUAAUGAUCACAUCUUUUGUCUUGCCUGCAUCACUCAACAUCUUAAGGUGAACUCUCAAACUUGUCCUGAAUGUAAUGAGCAUUUGAGCGUCGAUACGCUUCGUCGGCCGCGUGUGUUGAAUAACAUGUUGUCUAAACUAAAGAUAAAUUGUGAUCAUGCCAGUCGGGGAUGCCCUCAGUUUACCUGUCUUGAAGAUCUCAAAACUCACGUGGCGAAUUGUGGCUAUGCACCUGUGUUGUGUUCAAAUGCAGAGUGUGGUAUGGAGAUUAACAAACAAGAUAAGGUCCAUCAUGAGACUGAAGUUUGUGAUUAUAGAAAAGUGAAAUGUCAUGACUGUAGACAGAUACAGGAAGAUGUCGGAACAUUGAAAGGAAGUUUAAUGGAACUGGAUGGGAAAGUGGACAAAGCAAUGACGGGAAUAAAGAAGUUGGACGAAAAAGUGGAAGCAGCGAAAGAAAUGAAUAACGAAAUGAAUGAAAAAGUGAAGGAAAUCAACGAAAAAGUGAAUGAAAUAAAAAAGAAAGUGGAAGCAUCAAGUAGACAAACGAAGAUGGAAAUCGGGGAAGUUAAGAAAGAUGUCAAAGAUACGAAGGACAAUGUUUCCAAAGUGAACAAAGACGUGGACGAAGUGAAAGUCAUGAUGAUUCAAAUGUUAGAGAAGUUAAAUAUGCUUGAACUGCUGAACAAACUGCCAUCUCCGACUGAGGGAAUGUUGAACACACCAAGAGAGGAUAUUUUGGUUGCAGGUGGAUAUGCAGGACCUUCACAUGUCCUUGGCAAAAGUACGGAAAUAUAUUCCUGGGAGAAAAAUGGUUGGUUUGAGAUGUCGCCAAUGAAUGACAAGCAUACUGAAGCUUCGUCAUUUAUCUAUAAAGAUCAGUUCUUUGUUGUCAGUGGAGUAAGUAGUAAGGCAAUAGAGACCUUGAAUCUUGAUGAAUUACCUUUGAAAUGGACCAAAUUUCUUGGGGAACUGCCUUAUGAAUAUGAUGAUCAUCAAACUGUUGUUUACCAGCAAAAUGUCAUUCACAUUGGUGGAUUUCAAUCUGGCACAUGGUCUAACGUGAUUAGUGAAUUACAACUUACUUCGCCCUGCAUUAUGAAACAGUUGUGUCAAAUGCCAAAACCACGAGGAGCUCAUGGCGCUGAGGUAUUCGAAGAUAAAGUGCUGAUUUUAGGAGGAUAUAACUUUGAUGGGACUACAGACAGUGUAUUGGAGUUUGAUCCAAAAAGGAAUGAAUGUAAAGCGAUGCCAAAAUUACCGUCUGCUUUGUGUGUAAUGGCGACAGUUCGCUGGAGGGAUGAAGUAGUUCUGCUUGGAGGUCUUGGUAAGGAUACACACCAAUCUCUGAAUGAUGUUUUCAUGUACAACUCCAAAACAGGCAAGACCACAGCCUUACCAUCCAUGUUGGAGAAGAGAUCUUACUGUUGUGCAGUUAUUACUGGAAAUACCAUUAUAGUGAUGGUGAGAACAAGACAGAUGGAUUUCUGA